Molecule: messenger RNA, 5448 nt
Organism: Tetrahymena thermophila SB210
Lineage: Eukaryota; Ciliophora; Oligohymenophorea; Hymenostomatida; Tetrahymenidae
Product: kinase domain protein
Exons: 4
Source: RefSeq, a predicted model, not a curated record
AUGAAUCUCUAAGCAUAGUAAAAAACAAGAAAAUAGUCGAAAGGCUAAAUUUUAGAGAUAUUUGAGUAAAUAAAGCCUACUCAUUAUAUUUAAGACACUGCAAAUGGUGUUUCAACCAAAUCAUUUACAAAGUAAAUAAGAUACCAAAGUCAGAAUCCUAAAAUGAGCAAUUAAAAAGAACUUACUGACUUUCAAAGGACAGAGCUAGAAAAGCAAAAAAGGAAUCAAGAGUAUCUCUUUCAUAUUGGAAAUCAUGCAAGAACUGUCAGUGAUAUUUUGAAGUUUAGAUAUGAUUAAUAUAAACAAACUUUAGGGUAACAAGAGUAGUAGUCAGAAGAGUAAUAAAGAAUGUAGUAUUAAAAUCAAUAAUCUAUAUGGUAAAACUCUACAACUAUGAUAUAAUAAUACUAAUAAUACCACUAAGCAUAAGAAUCAAAUAUCAAGAGAUCUAAUACACUCAGCAAUUUAUAGAGUUAAAAAUCAGGAGUUAAAAUUUGUAAUUCUGCUAGCAAAUAAAGCGAAAAAAAUUAAAAUACAUAAAAGCUUUUAUAUAAGCCAGCUCAAAUACAGUCUUAAAAAGCUAUCUCUUCUAUUUUAGGAAGCGCUGAAUCAAAUAUUUCACCAAUAAAAAAAUCUUAUAAUGAAGAUUUGGCAACUGCAGGAGACACAAGAGAUAACUUUGCAUCUUUAAGUGGAGGAUCUUUAAAAUCAAACCCUAAUAAUUUUUCUUUCUAAGAUAGAAAAUAUGUUAGUGAAAAAGACUAUUUAUCCAUUUAAAGGAACCUUUUUGAUUCUAUAGACACACAAAAGAAUAGUUCUAUUUAAAAUUAACAAUGUUCUUCAAUUGUUCAAUCAAAAAAAGAAUCAGACGAAAUAGAUUUCAAUAAAUAAUCUAAAUUAGAAAAGUAAAAUAAUCAAACUUUUAACAAAGAAGAUAGAUUAUUAUAAUCUCCAGCAUCUUUACAUUUAAAUUAGAAAUCAUAAUCAUAAGAUUACUUGGCAUAAAAAAAUCCUACAUAAUAACAAUAAAUGAGCCCACAUCUUAUUUAACCUAGCCAUUUGCUCUUCGUCGACAGUCAAUAAAAUUAAAAUUAGAUAAAUUAUCCAAACCAAUUUAUAUCAAGCAUUUCAUAAACCUCUGGUUAAUAAAAUUAAACAUAGGAAUAAUUCAAAAUUGAUUAAUUCAAAAACAAUCAAAUAAAUAAUAAUUAAAAGUUUUUGAACUAAAUAAAUUAUUCUUAAUAUAAUUCAAUUCCUUCGCUAGAUAUAAGCUAAGCUUAAAAUAAGGAAGGUAUCAUAAAUACAGAUAUUAAGCCUAUUCAAAAAUAUUAAGAAAAUCUGUAGUCAACCUCAACAAUAGAAACUAAUUAAUUAGCUUAAGCAAAUAAAAUUACUGAAUCAAAAUUUACAAAUUUUGCUAAAAGUAAUGAUUAGUCAUAAAUGCAAUCAGCCUCUGAUAUAUAUUCAUUUAAUUAGCCAUAUAGUACUAGCUAGAUAAGUUCCCAAAUUCUCUCUACUGAAAGGUAAUUCAAAAUAAAGCUGACUAAAAUUACAAAGGAUUCUUAGAUUUCGGAAGAAUAUCAGAUAAAUAAAUCUCCUUCAUCUUUUACUUAAUUAGAAAAUAAGUAAGACCUUUUAAUCAAAUUCGCUGAAGCAAGAAAAUAAGAGCAUUUAAAUAAUUUAUAUGAUGAUGCUUAAUCAGAUUUUUCUAAAACUCCUUAGACAAACAAAUCUGAGGUAAUUAAAAGGUUUAAAGCUUCUCAAAUUUUUGAUUAAAAUUAAUCAUAAGCAAAUAGUAAGCCAAGUUAGAAUAAGUCUUCAUAAAUAUAUUACAAUAAUAAUAGCUAGUAUGAUUUUGCAAAUAGUGUCAAAGAAAUAAAUAAUGAACACAAGUACACAAAUUUAAUGUCAUCCGCUUAACAAUAAAACUUAUCACACUAAAUACCCACCUUAAGUGGAAUGGGAAGAAUUAACAAUUUUAUUAGAAAAUCUUAAGAAGGAAACAAAUAAAGCAACUAUUUUACUCAAAUUUCAGAUUCAUAAAUUUAGAAUGCCGGAAAUGUUACAAAGUAAUCAGCAUCUUUUAAUCCAAACUAUCACUUACUAGAAAGCUAUACUAAUAGUUUAGUUAAACAAAAUAAUAAUGAAACUUUAAACCCUCUUAAUACUUAAAAUUAAAUAAAGAAUCUGAUCGAUUAUAAUAGCCCCAAAUAGAAUAUUUAAAAUAUCUAAGCAUCUGGACUUUAUAAUCAGAGUUCAUUCUAAUAAGAAACAAAAUCUAGUCUUAGUAUGAUAAAAAAUAUUUUUGAGAGCACCCUAAACAACUAAGAAAAUCCAUCAAAUUAGAAUUUAAUUUCUUCAUCUCCCAAGAAUUUAGAAUUAAAUAUUAUUCUGAGUAAGUAUUAAUCCAACAAAGAAAAAUAAAAUUUAAGAUAAAGUUCAUAAUUCUAGUAAUAAACACCUUCUAUAUAGUUGGAAACAAAGAACUCUUUCGCCAAAAGCAUUGACUAACACUUUUCAUAACAGAAUACACGUUUAUCAAAUACAUUAGCUGAAUUAAACUAAAGUAGUUAGGUGAAAAAUAGCCUCACAGUUCUUGAAAACUAAAAAAUUUAGCAAAUUAUGGAUGAUAUUUAAGCCAAAAUAUCUUUAAAAAAAUCAUAAUCUUUAGAAUAAUCUGGUAUCGCUAUGUAAUCAUCUUCAAAUAAAUUUUCAUAAUACUUCGAAAAGAAAACUUCAAACUCAUAAGUUAUUGAUAACGGCAUGAAUGAGUAAAAUGGUUUAAUAGUUAGUUUUGCAAAUAAUUCUCUAGUAGGUUAAUCUACAAUUGAAUCCUCAAAAAAUAUUGCAAAUUAAAUGAAUUACUAUAUAAAUUCAGCAAGUUAAAUUGUGAUUGAUGAAGCAUACAAUAAAUAAAAAAUAGAAAAAAAUCCUGUAUCUGCUUAGUUUAUUUUGUAAGAUAAUCAAACUGCGACAUCGUAAACUGACUCAAAAAAAGAUAUAGAAAAUCCAACUUCAUAAAACAAUUAUAAUUUAACUUUAGAAGGUGAAUAAAAUUAAAGCGAUAACCCUCCAUCUGAAAGAAAAAAAAUGCAUGCAGACUUCUCUUCAGAUAAAUCCUAAAAAGGUGAGCAAGAUAAAACUUUCGACUCAGAAAAUAGAGAUGAAAUGAGUAUAAAAUAAACAACUUAGUUCGAAAAGAAGGCAGAAACUUUAUCAAAUACUUACGAUAUGUCUUAGUUGUUAUGCUAAACUCCUUUAUAAUAGCAUGGAUAGCAUAUUAGAUUAAUGAGUGGAGGCAACAUGGAACAUCUUACAUUAAAUAACUCAAUAUAAUCUACUUUCCCAUUUGAAUAAAUUCAAAGUAAUCAAACAACAAGUUAUAAUAAUUACAGUAAUUUUACAACUUCAAACAACUUACAAAGUGCUAACAAUCACUAAUCUAAAAAUUAAGAAGUUGGUUUAAAUUUAUAAAAUUCUUUUGAUAAUGGUGAGCAGAAUAUUUAAAUUUAAGUAAAAAGCUCUUAAAUUACCAGACAAUCUCAAGAAAAAAGAGAAUAAUAAAAUCCAGAAUUAGAAUUAGAGAAGAAGAGUUCUAAAGAGAUUGGAAGAUCAUAAGAUUCAAAUUUGAACACACCUCAAAAGUGUUCAGAAAAUCUAUAAUAAUUAUUGAAUGAUAAUUAAUAAUCUAAAUAUAAUACUCCUUAAACUAUUGUAUCAGCUUAACCUAAUGAGUUAGAAAACCAAAAUAUUUAUGAAGACCAAGAGGUCUAAUAUGUUUAAACUGCUACUCAUAAUCAAGAAAGAGAAUUGUAAGAAUAUGAUAAGUAGAACUUCACUAAUCCAGAGUUAUUAAAUUAAAGCAAAUAAUUAUAAGAAUCAUAAAAUAGAGAUCUAUAAGUUUAAGCUGCUCAUCAUAACAAAGAAAAAGAGUUGUAAGAAUAUAAUAAUUAAAACAUUGCUAAUAUAGAGUAGCUUAAUAAAAGCAAAUAAUUAUAAGAAUCAUAAAAAGGUGAUUAAAAUUAAUAAGAAAAUAGCAUGCUUUAGGGAUAAAUAGGCGAAAAUGAAAAUGAGAAAUAAAAAAAUAUUUAAAAGAACAUUAAUCAUGUUAGAUUUAAUAACCUUGUAAAGUAGAUGUAAGAAAAUUCACCAUGCCAUAACUUAGGAUAUUAUCAUUAUGAAACAAUAAAUAUUGAUGGAAAAAUCUUAAAAGAUGUUUAUUAGCAAACAGAUAACAUAGAAAAGAAAGAGAUAUCUGUGUAAACAAUCGAAUAGUCUAAAAGAAAUUCUAUUUUUGAUGAAUGCACAAAACUAUUUUCUCCUAAAAUGAAAUUUAUUGAACCCGAGUUUAAAGAUAAUGAAUGCAUGAUGCUUAAUAUGUCAAAUAAUUCUUCUUAAUAUGAUCAUAAAGAUUCAAUAAAAGAAUAGCAUGAAGGUGGUUUUAAUUAUGAUUAAAACUAGUAAAAAAAUUUAAGAAAAUCAGAUUUCUUCAAAUAGUAACCUAAUUAGUAAUAGCAACAAUAAACUUCUUCAAACGGAAAUCACGAAACAGGUAUAAUUAAUUCUUCAUUGUAUAACUCACAAAAGUUGGCUAGCGAUAAUGAAGAAGUCAUUAAAAGGUAAUAUUAAAUUUAUGAUAAGAUAUUUGAUGCUGGAGAACUCCCUGUUGUAGACUGCACAGAGUAAGAUAACAUUUUUAAAGAGUGGUAUUAGUCUGAUCAAAGUAAUUUUAAAAACAGAAGAUACUCUAACUAAAUUAGUGACUCUGAGAAAAAAAAUAUACAACAAUAAAUAGAUAACAUAGUUAAUAAGAGAGCUUAUAAAAAUUAAUAAGCCUUGAUGAACCAACAAAAAAAUUCUCAGAGCAAUUAACCUUAAAUUGGUAAAAAUAAGAGCAAAUAGUAAACAAAAGUCCCCAAUAAAUAAAAUCAAAAGUCUAUAAAAUUCAACAAUAAAAUAGAGACAAGAAACAUACCAAAAAAUUCUAAACAGAAAAACUCAGCUAUUCCAGGAAAUAACACAGAAAGAGUUUUUGAGAGAUUAUACCCAAAGCAAGUAAAAUAGUAACAAGAAUAAAUUUUUGAAAUAAAGAAAGAUACCUCAAAGAGUAAAAGUAAAGGAAGAGCAACUUCAUAAUUUAAAACUCAAGAAGAAAUGGAUUUCAUAAAAAUUAAUAAGUAAAAAGUACCAUAUAUGAUGAGAAAAAAAGUGGAGGACAAGUUCUAACUAUUUAAAAAGGCAGUAGAAGUUAAUUUAGAAAACAUGAUUUAAGAUUAGAAAUCUCAUUAGAUAAAGAGUAUAGUUUUAGAUGAUGAAAUCAAAGACUAAGACAAUCUAUAAGAGAUAUAUUAAAGAAGUCUUUCCAACAGAACUUAAAAAAAUUUAGUUUCUUACGACUCUUAAACUAUGACCAAUCUAGCAAGGUAUAAUCCUUCAUAUAAUCCAUGA